This is a messenger RNA of Microthlaspi erraticum, 375 nucleotides long. The record is from the annotation of a GenBank genome assembly. Lineage: Eukaryota; Viridiplantae; Streptophyta; Magnoliopsida; Brassicales; Brassicaceae.
AUGGAGCUUCAGAGACCGGGAUGGCUUCGAAGCCCGUGGGGGUCUUCUGCCCUUGCCGACCAGGUGGUUGACCAGGUCGACGCGACCGCCGAAGGAGAGGUCGUCCCUCUCCCGAGUACGGUUCAUGUGAGCUCCGAUCGGACUCGGAGUUCGGAUCAAGGUCACUCGAGGCAGGCGCCGAAGCGAGCUCGGAGUGACGAUGGAGAGACUCGUUCUCGCGAGGGCGGCCCGACUACCUCGAACGGGAGCGGGGGAAAGCCGCCGUUUUACUGGCAGUACGAGAACUCCAAGGCUUCCCCGUUCAGGACGACGAGGAGGGAACAGCUCGCAUUCAGCUCCACUUCAAGCCCGUCGGAUGCCGGCUCCCGUCCCUGA